Molecule: messenger RNA, 1145 nt
Organism: Ooceraea biroi (clonal raider ant)
Lineage: Eukaryota; Metazoa; Arthropoda; Insecta; Hymenoptera; Formicidae
Source: RefSeq, a predicted model, not a curated record
GUACUUGGGCCUCACACUGGACGGCCGCUGGUCGUUCGAGGACCACUUCGUGGGGUUGGCCCCCCGGUUGGAGCGGUUAGCGGCGGCAACCAGCCGCCUGAUGCCCAACCUGGGGGGCCGAACGAGAAGGCUCGCCGCCUAUACGCGGGAGCGAUCCGGUCGGUGGCCCUGUACGGGGCACCGGUGUGGGCGGACGAUUUGGCGGUCACCAGCCGGGCGGAACAGGCCGUCCGGCACUUCGAGAGAAGGGUGGCCGCCCGUGUCGCCCGCACGUACCGGACCGUCUCCCAUAGGGCGGCGACGGUCCUGGCCGGCACCCCCCCAAUCGCCCUGCUGGCGCCCGUGUACGCGGACGCGUACGAGCGGGUGCGGCAGGCGCGGGAAAGGGGUGCCCGUUUAACGGCCAGGGCCAAAGAGGUCCUUGGACGACAGGCGAGGCAACAGGCGCUGCUUGCAUGGCAGCGCCAAUUGUCCGACCCGACAAUCCGGUCGGGUCGGCGGGUUGCCGAGGCCGUCCAUCCCUGCCUGGCUGAGUGGCUGGACAGGGAUCGGGGCGGAGUGACGUUCCGCAUGGCUCAGGUGCUCUCCGGACAUGGGUGCUUCGGGGAGUACCUGAGCCGUAUAGGGCGCGAGCGCGGACCACGCUGCCACCACUGCGGCGCGGACCAGGACACGGCGCAGCACACGCUGGAGGAGUGCCCGGCGUGGGCGGAGAGGCGCCGUGUCCUGGUCAAUGAGAUCGGCGGGGAUCUCUCCCUCCCGGCGAUCGUACGCGAGAUCGUUGGGAGCGAGAGGUCCUGGAAGGCUUUCUCCUCCUUCUGCGAGGAAGUCAUCUCGCGGAAGGAGGAAGCGGAAAGGACGCGGCAGGCGGCCGAUCCUGCCCCGCGGCGGGGCGGAAGGGGGGCGAGGGACGUCGGCAGACGGCGGCGGCGACGGCCGCCCAGCUGACCUCGCCGGGGGGGUCAGGUGUAACCCCCCCCCCCCCCUCUAAGAGGAACGAGGCGGCAAGCCUGGAGGAGGGGGACGGGGCCACGCGUACAAGCGGCCCCCUCCCGGGUUAGGAGGCGGGGCCGGCACAGCCUUAAGCUGUGUCGGCGUCUUUUUGGGGGACGGGGGUAUCGGGCGGGUGACAGAGCACCUUUAUC